AUGGGCCUCUUCAAGUCGGCCAACCCACCCGCCGCUACUGGCACAGUGCCUCGAUCUUUAACGGGCCAGUCCAUUCGAGGCAAGAUAUCAGGCCCGAUUCCCAUCCCCAGCCCGGUCGACGACGAAUUUCCAAUGCGCAACCCGGGCACUGGGAUUGCUACGCCUUUGACCGAAGGCGACAUGAAGGAGCAAAUGAUGCAUCCUCCGCAGGCCGAACAAAGGGCUGGUUCGAUCGUCUCGGUCCCUCAGCCCGAAGUUUCACAGCCCCCGAGAGCAGACUCGGUGAUGGCACCAACGGGUUCCGCCGGCUCUGGCUCCGGUUCAGCAUCAUCACCAACGCCUGCGACACACGCCAACACACCUCAGUCACAAAGAAGAACAAACGGAUCCAGCAACUUGCGGUAUUCGGCUGUGAGCGCGUCAUCUGGACAGACGGGCGCGAGCAAGGAUCGGCCACAGCGCAAAAAGUCAACAUUGCGCGGCGCAUUGGGGAAGCUAUUCGGUCGCAAAAAGAAGACAGGCUCUCAGGGUUCAACCGACUCGCAGCGCGUAUCGACGUACAACGCCUCGAACCAGCACAAGAGCGACACUUCCGGGUUGAGCCGAGUCAAGGAAGCCGAACCAAAGCGAUCGGCGUCCUUGCCGAUCACCGAGUACGACAGAGCAUUGAGGUCUCACUCCAUCGGGCCCCAGGAUAUCACCGCCAUUGAGAGUGCGCGCAAUUCCAUCAAUGUCGACCCAUCUAUGUACCAAGGUCACAAGAGGGCGGCGACAGCCACCACCAGUCAGAUUUACUCAGCUCCUUUCAGCAGUCGCGAGGGGGAACUCGCAGGCCUCUCGCCUCGUCCUGCAAGCACUCAUGUACGCGGUAGUCGCUUAUUCACAGAUGAUGAUGACCCCGAAGAAAUUGGGCGAGCCAUCACUAGUGAUGUUAGCCAAAAGCGCCGAUCCAGGAGCCUCAGCGGAAUGCGAAACCCAGUAGGGCGGUCUGAAGUCCGGCGCAGAAGCGACGAAAUCCGAUAUUGGAGAGAGAGCUAUGACCCAGCCUUCAUCGCAUCGCCGGCGUCGUCCAAUAUUCCAGACCAUGAAAACCAGUUCAUGGGCAUGGCUCCUCCCAUGAGUAUGCCCGAGUCCCCAAUCGAGCAGGGGCAGGUGCACACACCACCUCAGCCAUUCUCGUUUGGGAACUUGACGCACAUGAAUGUCAUGGCUGGCAUGAAGAUCACGCAAGCCGCCAGUAUCGAGACACGUAUAGAGACACUGGAGGAGAGGAUGCAUCGUGUGGAGGACGUGGUUACGCAUUUGUGCAACUCAGUUCCUGGAUUCCAAAUCCGCAUGAAUCAACCACAACGUCCUCCGCCUUCGGUCCCAGGGUCGAAUCCGUCAUCUCAGACGACAAGCACUGCAGUCAAUCCGGCACUUCAACAGCUCUCCCGCCAGCAAGCGCCGGCCUCUCGGUACAGUAGCUCUGCGCACUCGAAAGAGUCCCGCACCUCCUUCGGCGAGACGCCCACGUAUGUCGGCUCUCUCCAACUCCCCGCGUCAAUGAACAGGCCGACGUCGAAUUCCACUAUCCGAGGUGUAACAAGCCUACCGGCACUGUCUCGUGUCGAAUCCAAUAGGCCACAAGAAACUUUCACCGCAGAUCAUUACACAAUGCUCCUCGCGCUUUUGGAGACGGAAAGAGCCUCCAGGCAGGCCCUUGAGUCUCAGGUCAAGAAGUUAACGAGACGCUUGAACAUGAUCUCUGGACCCAGCGGUCACGGCCGCAUGUCUCUGCAUAUGGAGCCUCCCCCAACGGCCAAGUCAUUUGGCAGCGUGUCUGCAUUUGACCAGGAUUCAUCCGACGACGAAGAAUCCGCAUCCAGGAACCGGCGGUUCUUUACUGAAGAUUCGGGCGUUGGCACCGGUCCUGGGGACGAAGACUCGUACUCGGAGGUUUUCGCGACGCCACGAGAAGAGCAGCAUCACGGCUACGGCGCUUUCGGGGAGGAAUUACGCGACGAGGAUGAAGACCCCCAGCGGAAGAAGGCAGCCAGAACCUUGUCGCUGAGUCAAAUGACGCUGGGCAAGAAACCAUCCUCGACGGGAGUGCGGAUUUGA
Messenger RNA from Colletotrichum orchidophilum, 2103 nucleotides. RefSeq lists its product as uncharacterized. The record is from RefSeq and is a predicted model, not a curated record. Lineage: Eukaryota; Fungi; Ascomycota; Sordariomycetes; Glomerellales; Glomerellaceae. The transcript is spliced from 2 exons. The coding region runs from base 1 to 2103 and encodes 700 amino acids.